Molecule: messenger RNA, 2012 nt
Organism: Nyctereutes procyonoides (raccoon dog)
Lineage: Eukaryota; Metazoa; Chordata; Mammalia; Carnivora; Canidae
Gene: POLR3H
Product: RNA polymerase III subunit H
Exons: 7
Coding region: 186-800 (204 amino acids)
Biological process (GO): DNA-templated transcription; transcription initiation at RNA polymerase III promoter
Cellular component (GO): RNA polymerase III complex
Molecular function (GO): DNA-directed RNA polymerase activity; DNA binding
Source: RefSeq, a predicted model, not a curated record
GCGGCGCGUGGCGCGUGGCGGGACCGGGUCGUGCGGCGGGUGCUCGCGCUCUCUCGCUGGAGCGAGGGCGUCUCCUGCUGAGCCUCAGUUUCCUCAGUUUGCAGAGGCUGCGCACGCCCCGCACGCGGUACCCGGCGCCGCACCGCGCAGCCCCUCCGCGGGCCUGGGGCCCCGGCGCAGGCGCGAUGUUCGUCCUGGUGGAGAUGGUGGACACCGUGCGGAUCCCCCCGUGGCAGUUUGAGAGGAAGCUCAACGACUCCAUUGCCGAGGAGCUGAACAAAAAGUUGGCCAACAAGGUCGUGUACAGUGUGGGGCUCUGCAUCUGUCUGUUCGACAUCACCAGGCUGGAGGACGCCUAUGUGUUCCCAGGGGAUGGCGCAUCGCACACCAAAGUCCAUUUUCGCUAUGUGGUGUUCCAUCCGUUCCUGGAUGAGAUUCUGAUCGGCAGGAUCAAAGGCUGCAGCCCGGAGGGAGUACACGUCUCUCUAGGGUUCUUCGAUGACAUUCUCAUCCCCCCCGAGUCUCUGCAGCAGCCAGCCAAGUUCGACGAGGCGGAACAGGUGUGGGUGUGGGAGUACGAGACGGAGGAGGGAGCACACGACUUGUACAUGGACACGGGUGAGGAGAUCCGCUUCCGGGUGGUGGAUGAGAGCUUUGUGGACACAUCCCCCACAGGACCCAGCUCGGCCGAAGCCACGUCUUCCAGUGAGGAGCUGCCAAAGAAGGAGGCUCCGUACACACUUGUGGGAUCCAUCAGUGAGCCAGGCCUGGGCCUUCUAUCCUGGUGGACCAGCAGCUAGCACGGGGGCUCAACGGCGGACCUUGCCCAGUCCUGCAGACCCCAGCCCAGCCCCUGGGGAGGUGGUGCCACUGGCCUUGAAGACACCAGCUCUGCAGAGUGUGUGCCUUGCCAUCCUGGCCCUGCUCCAGCUUCCCUCGAGGCCCCACUGUCCCUGUGGACCUCUGCCAGAGACAUUUAAUAAAUCAAGGCCACGUCAGGGAGGAACCAGUGAUGUAAGGUCCCCAAGUUGCCACAGCUGAGACAGCAUGUCCUCCUCUCCCCGGGCCACUUCUGGAGAUGACCUCCCCUCUGGUGGGAUGUGGGGGUUGACAUUGUCGGUCUCAGGCUGGGCUCUGGGCUAAGUUUGGUGGCUCCCUAAAAUAAGAGCGAGAGGCCAGCCUAGGGUAGCUAUAGCUCCUGUCACCUCUCCUCCCCACUGGUGUUUGGAAGGUGGGGGCCUGGACUCAGCCCAGCCAGCGCCAUCUAGCCAAGUGGAGGCUGUCAGCUUAGCUGGCACAAGGUCAGGACUGGUGACCAGCUGUACAGCUGUCACUUUCAGACCUUGGCCACGCCAGGAACACUCAGGGUCUGCUGGUGACGCCAGGUCCCCAGCGAGGGCAAACACUGCAUUGUUUAUUCAGCAGAAUGGCUUUCCAGAUUCCUCCUGCUGCUUCACUCCUGCAGAACCGGUGGGCAGGCUUGCUCUCUAGCGCCCACCAGACGCCGGAUUUCUUAUCAGGCAAAUCGUGUGCCCUCCAUGGAGUGCACCUCCUUCCUUGGCCUCCUCAGCUCGCAUGGGCACCAGGGUGCGGACGUCACUCCAGGAGCAGCUGAAAGUGCCCCCCGCCACCCGGUGCCGUGGGCCAGGGGACCGUGCACAGCCUGGACAGGCUGUGGCCUUGGGUCUGUGCCCUGCUCGGGUGUCUAGGGGGCUGACCCUGUGCCCAGGGCAGGGCAGGAUCCAAUUCAUCUUGGACCCUACCUCCUGGAACGUGAGGGAAGCUGUGCAGAUGUUGGGGUGCGGGGAGGGGAGGCUGCCCUGUGGGCAGGCCACUGUGUCACUUGCCCUUCACUGCAGUGGCAGGUCCAGCGGGAGUGUCUGCUGACUGCUACAAAAACCCACCCUGAGCCCUGGAGGCAGUACCAAGUAUGGACACCACCACUCUCACACGGGGACAGUCACUGAGUUUGGAUUCUUAUUUUUUCAUAAGAGUAAAGUUUCUUUAAAAUC